AUGAAGUCAUUCUCAAAUUCUACCUUUUCUCUUCUUCUCAUUGCAGUCAUUUUGAUGAAUGCCCUUUUGGCUUUCUCAAAGGACCCAACUUCGAUGAACACCGCAGAACCUCAGAGUGCCCAACAGAGCCCAAACCAAGAUAAACGCAAUUCUCCGGCCAAAGUACCAAUUCAAUGGAAACGCGAAACGUUCCCAGAAAUGAAUGUCAAGCUUGAUCCAAGAAGCCCAGAGAUGGUCAAUAUGCCAAAGGAACUCAAAGAUGGUAAAUCAGAAAACAGUCCAAGCCAACAAAAACGCCAUACUCAGGUCAAAGUACCAGUUCAAUGGAAACGCGAAGCAAUUCCAGAAACGAACGUCAAGCUUGAUCCAAGAAGCCCGGAGAUGGUCAACAUGCCAAAGGAACUCAAAGAUGGUCAAUCAGAAAACAGUCCAAGCCAACAAAGACGUCAUACUCGGGUCAAAUUAACAGUUCCUUUAAAACGCGGUACAAAGAAAAUUCCAGAAACGAAUCUCAAGCGAAGCCCAGAGAUGGUAAAAAUGCCAAAGGAAUUCAACAAUGGUCAAUCAGAACAUGUUCAGGCUGGUAAAAGAGACCCAAAUUCAGGUAGAAAGAAGACACCAGGGCACAAACCAACGUUAUGACUGCUGGCUAGAGUCAUUAAUGAAAUCACACUAAAUUACAGUCACUACCCCAGAACCUGUUCCCAUUUCUGUUACUUUACCUUGAUGAAUGAUAAAUUCUGAC
Meira miltonrushii is the source of this 745-nucleotide messenger RNA. RefSeq lists its product as uncharacterized. The transcript is spliced from 2 exons. The record is from RefSeq and is a predicted model, not a curated record. NCBI's taxonomy places the organism in Eukaryota, Fungi, Basidiomycota, Exobasidiomycetes, Exobasidiales, Brachybasidiaceae. Bases 1 to 642 code for a protein of 213 amino acids.